UUCAGAUCCUUCUCAGCUUGCUAGGUGCAGGGGAAAAGUGGACAAGCGUGAGCCGUAAGGAUCGAGUGUGCUUUUAUUUUGAAAGCCGUUUUCCGUUGUCGCACGAGGUACUAUUGGCAUUGAUGCGCCUCCGACUGCACAAGAAGCACUUUGUCUGAGGGAAAAGGGGUGAGGGAGGGGGCGGUGUCGAUAGAAGAAAGAGGGGAGGUGGAGGGGAGCUGAGUCGGACUUGGCUGAUUAACUUGCACCGCAGACCCCCAGAGCAGAACAGUCCAGGAUCUGGGCGAUAACGCGCGGUGAUCGUGGUCGUGGGGGUCGAGAGAGAUCCAGGUAGAAAGGAGUGGGACAUACAGAAUCGGGAUGCAGCAGGACGCGGGGUUUGGAGGGAACACGCGUGCCUCCUCACAAACCGCGCGCUGUAAUGGAGAUGGUGAUGCACCAAGAACAGAACAGCAGAUUCCUGCAGAGCCACACACGCUGCCCCACAGCCCCGCAACCCAGCGCCAGCCGUUGCAGGGAUAGACCCUUCUCGCUGUUAAAACCUCGCCAAGAAAAAAACGGAUUUCCAAACUGAUGCUCGAGCCAAACAACUGGAUAACAGACUACCUUGCUCCUCCAUUCAUACCCCCACCGCGUCUGCGGGAUGAGACGGGGAUUCGGGACGGACAGAGAGACCUGCUUUGAAAAGACUGCGUUUCACACCACAGGCUUCGCUCUGCUGGUGGUUUUGAGAAACAGAUAAGAAAAAAAAAAAAGGAGAGGGAUAGAGGGAAAAUAAAAUAAAAGGGAAAGAUGUUUCUGCGAUGCUACCGGGCCAAAUUGUCGGCGUGGGCCGCUCUGUGCGUGCUGGUGCUUUGCUGGUUUUACGUUUUCCCUGUCUACAGACUGCCGAGCGAUAAAGAAAUAGUGGAGGAGGUGCUGAGGCAGGGGGAAGACUGGCAGAAGAACCAGACCGGCAUCGAUUUGUACAGGAAGCUGCUGUCAGAAUGCUGCGAUCCGAAGCGGAUGUUUGCAGUGACCAAGGAGAACUCCCCUGUGGGCAAAGUCCUGUGGUACGAUGGCGAGUUUUACUACUCGCACACGGUCAACAACAACACGUACUCUCUCUUUGUACAGGAAAACCCUUUGCAGCUUCCCCUGAAGAAGUGUGCGGUGGUGGGCAAUGGCGGCAUUCUCAGGCACAGCAAGUGUGGCAGGGAUAUCGACCAGGCCGACUUUGUUAUGAGGUGUAACCUUCCACCAAUCUCAAAGGAAUAUGCGGAGGAUGUGGGCACAAAGACACAUCUGGUUACAGCCAACCCAAGCAUCAUAGAGAAAAGAUUUCAGAGCCUUCUGUGGUCAAGAAAAGAUUUUGUGGAUAGUAUGAAGGUCUAUGGCUCAAGCUACAUCUACAUGCCUGCGUUUUCCAUGAGGCCUGGCACAGACCCAUCACUGCGGGCAUAUUACACACUGGCAGAUUCCUCCUCCAACCUCACCAUGCUUUUUGCCAACCCUGAAUUCCUACGCACAGUGGGUAAAUUUUGGAAAUCCCACGGUGUGCACGCCAGGCGCCUAUCCACAGGGCUCUUCCUGGUGAGCUUAGCCCUAGGACUGUGUGAGGAAGUCACAACCUACGGCUUCUGGCCGUUUUCCGUCGACCUGGAUCAGCGACCGGUCAGCCACCAUUACUACGACAACAUCCUGCCCUAUAAAUGGUUCCAUGCCAUGCCUGAGGAGUUUGUCCAGCUUUGGCAUCUGCACAAAAGCGGCACACUUCGUGUGAGGGUGGGACGUUGCGCCCCUCAGGAAGGAGGAAGUUAGAGCGCCUUGAAAAGUGAAGCGAUUGCACACAGCUCCAUCUGUCUCCCUACGCAUUCCUGCUGUAAACCCCCAAUCCCCACCCCCACCCUAGCCCAGCUGAUCCCUAAUUACUAUGAGAAUGUCCUCCACCCAUAUGAGCCACACUAGGGAAAAAGGAACACAGUGACACAUGCAGGCACACACUCACACUACAUAACAUAUUUACACAUUCCUGAAACUAGCCAUAUCUACCUGUGUUUCUGAAAUUGUGUAUGUGUGCAUGGUUGAGUGUCUGUAUGGAAAGCAUCAUCUGGGACUAAUACAUGUGAAAGUAUGGGAGUGGAUGGUUGGGGGAUGGAUUUUGUGCACUGACUGUGUGUAACUGACAGAAGGGGCAGCUGGAGCGCAUUCCCCUCUGGGACUUUGUUAAUCAAGAAUAAAAGAAGUGGAGGGCGGAAAGGGGGACAAAUAAGACUAAAAGACUAGAGAUAAUGGUAGUUCCUAGUAACUUGAAUAGAAGCUAAAUUUAAUAGAGGAAGGGAAAAAGGUAAACUUUGAAGUUGAGUCAUUAAAAGCCAUCGGCCAAGAUUUUAAAUAGUCUAAAAAUUUUACGUUUGAACCUGGACCUCUCUUCCACCGAAGAUUACCAAAUUCAGUUUCUGAGGGUCCAAAGUCCAUCAUUAAAACGUCUUAGCUUCACUUGCUGUCAUCUGAAUUUUAUCCUCGUCAAGCUACAUCUUUUAUUGUUGAAUUUAAAUGUAAAUUUCUGCUAAGGAUGUCAGCUUUAUCUAAUAACAAAAACUCAAUUGAGUGGUGAGGUGAAUAAGAUGACUCUUGAUACAUAUUCAUACUUCAGAGUACGCUGGAUUAAAACAGGUGCUCUGCUGUUUAUGUCCCUGUUGCCAGGAACCCUCCUUGUUAGCUUGAUCAAGGAGAGCUUUUUUUUCCACCACUCACAUACAUGUCUAACUCAGGGUGAACAUGCUCCGAGUUGACUGAACUAAGUGUUAUCAUCCUUUCUAGAGCCAAGAACUGAGUUUCCCAUCUUUUAUUUAAUCAGUUAGACUCAGUGUUUGAUGAAUCUGUCUUCUAGAACAGGACCAAGGGGAACAUGGGAAAAAACUAAAAGUCACACACACAUAUACACUAGGGGUGCAACGAUACUCGUAUCGAUAUUGAACCGUUCAAUACAGUGCUUUCGGUUCGGUACGCUUAUGUAUCGGACAAUACAACAUUUUUUAUUUAUUUUAUCAACUUUUCUUCUGACGAUGCUGUCUGUGUUGAGUGGUCAGUUGAAGAAAGAAGAUUAAAAGUUGUGUUUAUAGAAGGAUUUUUCUCUGGUUUCCUUUAAACAAGCGCUGGGGUGCCAAAUAGAGCUUUAGUUCAAAGUAAAAGCCAUUAGAAAUGUUGUCUUAAGUACGAUAUUCCCUAGAAUGUUUAGCCAAGAUGCAUUUUAACCUGGUGUUCAAAUGGUUUUCUUUGCCAAAUGGGAUUUUUCAGGACUAUGACAAUUCUUUUUUUUAAGGUUCAUUGUCAAGGGGAAAACAUCUAUAAGCAAAAAUGAACAUUUGCUAAUUAGACAAAAUGAACACACACACAUAAGUACCUCACCUUUUAUUUGACUCUAAUCAUCAAUGACUGAAUCUUUGGUACGUUUCCACUGCUAGCAGAACUCGUAGACCAAAAGAAGAAAAAGAAAAAUGCACAGCCAGUGCAUUUCUUCAGAGGGGCUGCUGGAAGUCGUCUCUUGGUAACUGUACUAUACUUGUCAAGUGCCAACAGUGGUCUCUUUGAUACAUGAUGUUGAAUUGAGUGAGGGCGUGACAGAAAGAGACAGAAAAAUCCUGUCACUAAAUUACAUUUCAAUCAGUGUUGUUUUUUUUAUCAUUACCUGAACUUAUGAGGUAAGUUUUGUGAUUUAUUCAUGCCGUUAUUGUCAUUUUACAUUGUAGCACAGGAAUAACUGAGCCUGUUAGAACUGUUUCUUUUUCUUUUUGUUUGCACAAGGGAAAAGUAACCUGCUGACACACAAGCCAACACGGCAUAUGUUUGUGUGGACUUGCAGCCCUUGCGGAUUGAAAGUGGUGUACUUGUUUUGAAAGAGCUGUUUCUUAAAAAUGCUGUAAAUGCUAUUUGAGAGUGAUAAAUGUGAUCAUGACAUGCUGUUAUUUAGCAACGAAGGAUGACUAACUGGAAAGUGCAUGGAGUAUUGUACCACAAUACUAUAUUCCUCUGAGUCAAAGUUGAACUAUGUUCAUAGGUUUGUGCUUUAUGUUCUUGUCCACUCUGAUACACUGAACAAGGUCCAGUGCCUUUAUGCUCUACUAAAGCGAAAAUAAUACUUUAAACAAGGGAUAUUUCUAAUGCUAAUCAUGUAUCUUGAUUUUCUUGGCUAAAUUUGGAUCAGUUGGACGAUAUGUGAUAUGUAAUAAUGCCUGAUGAUAUGUAAAUGUAACUUAAAAUGAGUUGUACACAUAGCUAGACCGUGUUAUAAUUUGAAAAAAAAAUAUGUCUAGUCAAAAUAUAUCUGUUGCUCUAUAAGACUUUGAAUUUGGCUGAAAUUAGCGCUGGUCUAGGUAUGUGAUUUAUUACUUUCUUGUACUUUCUAUUGGGAUGUUUCAUAUUUGCACCUUUAUUUCAUGUUGUGUUUCUUGUCCAGUGUAGUGAAUGAAUGAUAUGUGACAUAAUUUGAACUUUAGGAAAGCAUGAUGAUCUUUGAAUACUUAUGUGCAUUUGGUACCCAGACUUUUUAUGCUGUGAUGCAAGUUUUCAUUUGAUACUAUGAGUGAUUUGAGCAAGUGAAAACACUAUAAGCAAAGCUGCACUCGUCUAUGAAAGUGAAGUGAAUGUUAAUAUGUGUCCAUUAGCAAAAUUGCAGGUCUGAAACCAGUUAGCUAUCCCUGUACUAAAACACCUAUUUCACUAUGAGAAAUAUAAUUUAAAACAAUUUUCUUGGUUUCUGUGGAGUAAAUAUUUAUCUACAGCAAAGUGUAACUAGUAGCUUAGCAUACAGCUACAUAUCCCUGGCAAAAUCACAACUCCCAUUUAACUACCCAAGAUAAAACCAAACUGCAAUUUCUGAAGUAGCAACAAUACUAGACUUGGUCUGUUGCUUGUUGCAGAAAGUUGGGGGUAAAAACAUUAUAGGGAGAAAAUGCAUGAUACUUGCAUCCUAAAAAGUUUUUUUUUUUUUUGUUUGUUUUUUUUAAUGAAAUAGGUUUCCAAUUUUAAAAUGUGGCACAAUGAAUUUGAUAAACUCUCUUCUAAAACUCUUAAUUAUCAGUGUUGUUAAUUUUAUAAAAUAAUUAAUUUUGUUUUGUAAAUUACACAUAUAUUAAAGCAUAUUAGUCUACUGUUAGGAUAUAGCUGGCUUUUAUUUUGAAAAUCCAACACCCACUUGGCCUUUCUGUUAAUCAUUGUCAGGGUCUGAUGCUGUAGACUAAUUUCCAUCAGUAUGUGUAUGUGAGAAAGAGGAAGACAAGAGCAACUUUACAUUGUGAUUGGAAACUUAAUUAGCGCUAGAAGUACUUUUGGGUUUCCCAUACAUAAAUCAACCAGUCGGAUCAUGUUUAAUCAACAUGUCAGCUGUCAAGUUGCUUACACUUGUGUCAGUGACACAGCACUUAAAUGUACCAUUGUGAUUGUAUUCUGUGUAACUGAAAAAAUCUGUUAAAUUUUGCUUAGCACUACUCACAAGAGAUGGCUAGUGGUCAGAAUAACAGCUAAUAUUAUUAUUUAUAUGUAAUGUUCUUUUAUGUUAACCGACCCAAAAAGUGACAGAUCUGUGUUUGGGUUUUGUUUUUUUGUUGUUGUUUUUUUACCCCUAGUAUUAAAAAGUUUAUUGUUUCUGUGUUUCUUCAAAAAUUGCAAAAAAUUAUGAAAUAAUUUACUCUUAAACUAUUCCUAGAUUGCAAUUGCAAGUAAUUGCCUCACACAGAGGAAGUCACUUUGGUGUGAUAAUGGUGUUUCUGCAACAAACAAUGUAAGGGAGAUAACCAUUGAGGAAAACGUUUUAAAAAGUAAUCUAAUAAAAAAAAGUGCUUUGUAACAGUUAGACCAAAGAGCCAAUUAAACCACUUCACAGAUCCACGGAGAUAGACUUGACAGAACCAAUUUAACUUUUUUUUUAACUGUUUUUACUAACCCAAGCUAAGUAGCACUAGCUGUAAAUGUAUCUUAGAUUAGCUUAACUUACUGUAGCUCAGAAAUAACAACUAAAGUAACUAAACUAAAUCCACUAAUAGUCAACUCACACUCAAAUUUAAUCUUUGGUCAUCUGUGUACUUAAAAAAAAUGGAAAACAAAUUAAAGAUAAAAUUUUUAUAGCCCUAGCCUAUGAGCUUUGUAGCAUUUGGACAAAGGCUGCUUGCGUGUUUUUGCUAAGCUAAGAUAACUUGCUGCUGAUUGUACCUUUAGGACACAAAUGAUAUAUAUAUUUCCUAAAAUGUCAAACAAAAGACAGCAUUCUCUGAGGUUUUUGAAAAAAGUGCAAUUAAAAUAGAGCAUCACAGCAUAAACACAAAAGCAGUAUUGUUAGCUUAUUCUUUCCUGUCUCCGUCCAGCAUUUCCCAUCAAGCGCCAGUAUGUGUGGCUGCAGUGCACACUGUUAACACCCUUGUCAUAGAAAGGUUACAUGCUUUAUCUGCAGUGUUUUUAAAUUAGACACCUCCAUGUGAUGACAAAGUGAAACCUAUGAUUAGCUCUUAGUUCUGUAAUACAGUUCCACGCCGUCAUGGUAAUGAUAUCUUCUGCUAGGAAAACAGUGUUUUGUUGUCAUAGUGAGGGUUUAGUACAGCAAAUCAGGACUCAGAGCAGUUCCAGUUGCUUGUGAAAUCUUCACAUUUGUGUGUAAGGAGAAUAGUAAGGUGGGUCAGCAAGCACACUAAAUAAACCAGUUGUGAUCUGAUCAAUCUAAUCAACAGUUUCGCUAAGAAACUGCACAAGUUAAUGACACUGUGUAUAGGCGUUUUUGUUUUGCUAUCUGCAUCCUCAGUUCAAAUAGGAAGACAUUUUUAUGCAACCCAUGAGGGUAUUAAAAGGAAAUCUUUUAAAUUCCAAGACACUAGUCACAGAUCAUUGAAACGGAAAUAAUCAUGUGUAAAUACAGUUUGCCUUCCCACACCCCUGUGUUUGGAUUGAGAUGUGUCCAUAAAGUACAGCUUUUCUACACAUUUAAAUAUUCAAUGUUAUGCAAAGCUUUUUUGUUUUGUUUUGUUUUAAUUGCCGUGUACAUGUGUCUUAUCUGCCUUGACUGAGUACAUUUGAUAUAAAAAGAUGAAGAAAUCCAAACUUCUUGAAGGCGUUGCAUUUUGCUUUACUCUGGCUUGCUCCUUGUCCGCUCAUUGAAGUUAUGACAUGUUCCUGCCUCAGCAUGGUAAAAUAAAUCAGGACUGCUGUUGGACUAGAACCAGUUUUAUCUGCCACCUGGAAUAAACUGUGAAAGAUAAUUAAGAGGGGGAAAAAAACAAUGAAUCCAACUUAUCAAUAAACAAGUUGAAUAAAGGAAUCCAAUAAAAAAAGGAA
Molecule: messenger RNA, 7302 nt
Organism: Neolamprologus brichardi
Lineage: Eukaryota; Metazoa; Chordata; Actinopteri; Cichliformes; Cichlidae
Gene: st8sia1
Product: ST8 alpha-N-acetyl-neuraminide alpha-2,8-sialyltransferase 1
Biological process (GO): N-glycan processing; oligosaccharide metabolic process
Molecular function (GO): alpha-N-acetylneuraminate alpha-2,8-sialyltransferase activity
Source: RefSeq, a predicted model, not a curated record